Messenger RNA from Caenorhabditis bovis, 1440 nucleotides. NCBI's taxonomy places the organism in Eukaryota, Metazoa, Nematoda, Chromadorea, Rhabditida, Rhabditidae. The record is from the annotation of a GenBank genome assembly.
AUGACUACUAGUAGACCAAAAGUUCGAGUUGCAAGCAUUAUAAACGGAAAAUAUUUGGCAUUUAGAAAGCUUGGCGAAGGUGGAUGUGGUGUGAUUUAUGAGGUGGCUUUGGUGAAAUGCCCACAAAAGAGAUUCGCGUUCAAAGCCGAGACGACGGUACCCGAUGAAGAUCCAACACUUCCCAUGGAGCACACUGUGAUCUCAUUGCUCAAUGAGAGAAACUCUCUGCAUGCGGUGAAGCUCGUCGAAAAAGGAAAAGGCGAGAAUUACUCCUACAUCGUCAUGUCUUUACUUGGGCCGUCACUCGACGCAAUUCGAUCGGCGAUCCCGACGCAUAAAUUCACCACGUUCUCAAGUCUUGUCAUGGUGAUUCAAGCGCUCGAUUCGCUCAAGGAGAUCCACGAGAUCGGAUUUGUGCAUCGAGACGUGAAGCCGGCGAAUUUUGCGAUCGGCGCUCUGGGAACACCCAAGCAACGAUUGGUGCACAUUUUGGAUUUCGGAAUUGCUCGACAAUACCAGAAGAAGGAUGAGAACGGCGAUUGGAAACUACGAAUGCCGAGGAGAAUUGUGCCGUUUCGAGGAACUCUUCGCUAUUGCUCAAUUGCAACGCAAGAUCGAAAAGAGCAAGGAAGGCAUGACGAUUUAUGGUCCCUUUUCUAUAUGAUCGUCGAAUUUAUUAAAGGAAAUUUGCCGUGGACAGGAAUCAGCGAUGAAGAAGCGGUGAAGGCGAAGAAGUCGGACACGAAAGAAUUGUAUGAUGGUCUCAACGAGAAGUUCGUAUUAUUCGCCAAACAUCUCCAAGUGCUCCACUAUAAAAAUAAGCCGGAUUAUGAGCUGCUGAGAGAAUUGCUCGUUGGUGUGUUUUUGGCGCACAAAUUCACCACGGACAUGAAGGUGGAUUGGGAAAAGGGCGGAGCUUACGACGCGUAUUUCUACAAAAAAACUGAAUUGCUGCCUUGUGUUACUGAAAAAGACACAACUGAAAUAAGUCUUGCCGAAUUACUAGCGAUUCCUGAAAAAGUUCGACGUAUCACAUUGGCUGAUGCGACGAAGCAGGAGAAAAAUUAUGACGACGACAAUGCGUUGAACACCGCCCAGGAUGAUACUAUUAUAGAAUCGGAAGAAUCGGUUCGCAUCAGGAAUCAACGCAAGAAGCGAGAAGAAGAGAGUCGGAAGCAGCAGGCGACGAUGAGUCGAAAGUACAAAUACAAGAAGAAGCCUGACAAUCGUACAGUUACCACACAACAAGCGAAAGAAGCCGAACUGAUUUGGAGGCGAAAGCAGGCUGCCGAGUACGCUGCUCGCCUCGCCAAACGCGCUGAAGCCCAACAGCGUGGAAAUCGGGAUGUCGUGGUUCCCGAUGAAGGCUCAAUGCGAUAUCGUGCCAAGACCCCGACUGUGAAACGAGCAGCGACACCAUCGAAAUCCUCGAAAAAAUAA